Pundamilia nyererei is the source of this 4492-nucleotide messenger RNA. It is a transcript of the gene col14a1b, whose product is annotated as collagen, type XIV, alpha 1b. The record is from RefSeq and is a predicted model, not a curated record. NCBI's taxonomy places the organism in Eukaryota, Metazoa, Chordata, Actinopteri, Cichliformes, Cichlidae. Bases 317 to 4492 code for a protein of 1391 amino acids. Gene Ontology annotation, molecular function: protein binding. The transcript has 37 exons. Gene Ontology annotation, cellular component: interstitial matrix.
UGCACCAGCUGGAGCUCGGAGCUGAAACAUGUUCACGUGUUUGCUCAGCAGCGGCUCACUGGGAGGCUGGUAAUGGUUUGUGGGUCCUUCAGAUUCUGUUGAACUGGAUUCAUCGUCCUACAUCAUAUACAACACUCCCGCGCAGCACUCCGUGUAACUUGUCUCGGGGUCGAGAGCGGAGUUGGUGAACAGUGUGAAUCAGAGUCGCUGUGGGGACUGCUGAGCUCGCCACACAGCUGUCAGGAGGAGAGCCGCGGAACCUGCAAACUUAUGAACUGAGAAGGUGUAUCGUGUCCUUCGGUCUGCUGGUAUCAGGAUGUGGUUCACAGUCAGACUGAGUCUCUGCCUGCUGGGCUUCUUUCUCAUCUCUGUGUUCCCUCACACAGCACAAGGCCAAGUUUCAUCACCAAGAAGGCUUCGUACCAAAGUCCUGAGCCCCACCAAGCUGCACGUGUCUUGGAAAGAACCCAAAGGACAGUUUGAAAGCUACAAAGUCAUUUACUCCACACGACCAGGCGGAGAGCAGAAGGUGGUUCAGGCAUCAAAGCAGGAAGCAAAACUGGUCAUCGAGGACUUUGAUCCUUCUAAAACGUACAACUUUAAGAUCAUUGCAGUCCAUGAGGGGCAGGAGAGCAAACCUCUUCAGGGCAAACAUGAAGCUCAGCAAUCAGCUGUUGAAAUGGCUCCAUCCCAAGGGAGAAAAAACGGCAGCGUCACACAGGAGAACAAUGAGAUCUCAGAAGCUGAAGCGGGAUUUAUGUGUAAGACUCCAGCCAUAGCCGACAUCGUGAUCCUGGUAGACGGUUCCUGGAGUAUCGGGCGGAUCAACUUCAGGCUGGUCAGGACCUUCCUGGAGAACCUGGUCAAGGCGUUUUCAGUGGAGAUUGACAAAACUAGGAUUGGUCUGGCUCAGUACAGUGGAGACCCCAGGAUCGAGUGGCAUCUGAACGCUCACACCACUAAAGAGUCUGUAAUCGAUGCUGUGAAGAAUCUUCCGUAUAAAGGAGGAAACACACUGACAGGUCUGGCUCUGACCUUCGUCCUGGAGAACAGCUUCAAGCCCGAGUCAGGCUCCAGACCCGGUGUUCCCAAGAUAGGAAUCCUCAUCACGGAUGGGAAGUCCCAGGAUGAUGUCAUACCCCCAGCGCAGAGCCUGAAGGAUGCUGGGAUAGAACUGUUUGCCAUUGGUGUGAAAAAUGCUGAUGAGAAUGAGCUGAAGGCGAUUGCCUCACCUCCAGAGGAAACUCACGUUUACAACGUGGCAGACUUCAGCGUGAUGAGCGACAUCGUGGAAGGUCUCACCAAGACCGUUUGCGACCGCGUGGAGCAGCUCGACAAGAAGAUCAAAGGGGGGGCGGAGCCUGCCCCGCCGCCAGCCGUCGUGGUGGUCCAGGGGACACAGAACAGCGUGGAGCUGAGCUAUCUGAACUCUCUGACAGAGUACCAGGUGGCUGUUUUUGCCGUCUAUCGCAGCGCCGCAAGUGAAGCCCUGAGAGGAAGUGCUACUACAUUGGCCCUGCCCACGGUGAACAGCCUGGAGUUGUUUGAUAUUACUCACAGCACUAUGCGGGUCCGCUGGAAGGCCGUCGCUGGGGCUUCUGGGUACAUGAUCCUGUACGCCCCGCUGACUGAAGAGGACGCUUCAGAUGAGAAGGAGGUGAAGGUGGAUGACUCGGUGACUGAGGUGGAGCUGGAAGGAUUGACUCCAGCUACUGAGUACACAGUGACAGUUUACGCCAUGUACGGAGAGGAAGCCAGUGACCCCAUGACCAGCCAGCAGACCACAUUACCGCUGAUCCCAGCGAGGAACCUUCGUUUCUCUGAGGUGGAUCACAGCUCUGCCCGGAUCACAUGGGACUCCGCCUCCAGGAAGGUUAAAGGGUACCGCAUCAUGUACGUCAAAACCAAUGGAGUCCAGACCAAUGAGGUGGAUGUUGGCCGUGUGACAGCCUGGCUGCUGAAAAACCUGACAUCACUGACGGAGUACACUGUCGGUGUGUUUGCCGUCUAUGAUGAAGGACAAGCUGAGGUUGUGACAGACAGCUUCACCACAAAAACUGUCCCGGACCCAGUGGACCUGAGGAGCAGUGACAUCUCCACGAACAGCUUCAGGGUGUCCUGGGCUCACCCGGCGUCUGAUGUGGUGCUUUAUCGACUCACCUGGACACCCACCGACGGAGAAGAGAGCAGUGAGGUUUUGGUGAAUGGGAAUAUCAACACGUACCUGAUAAAGGAACUCACCCCCUCGACAGAGUACGAAGUCCUCCUGGCCGCCAUUUACGGGAAUGAGCUGGAGAGUGAUGAGGUGAUCCUCGUGGAGUCCACCGCUGAAAAAACAACCACCAUUGCCACGACAACCACCACCGUAGCAGCUCCUCGGUACGGGGUGAGAAGCAUGAAGAUCGAUGAAGAAACUACGUUCAGCAUGCGGGUGUCCUGGCAGCCCGUCGACCCCAGAAAUGCUCGACAUUAUCGACUGAGCUACAUCAGUGCGAGGGGAGACCGAGCAGCAGAGACGAGAACAGUGCCCACUGGUCAGAACAGCCUGGUUCUGCAGCCUCUGCUGUCAGACACAGAGUACAAAGUCUCCAUCACUCCUGUCUACCCCGAGGGAGACGGACCGGCAGCCGCCGCGACGGGACGGACGCUGUACCUGGGCGUGACUAACCUGAGUACCUAUCAGGUGAGGAUGAACGGGCUGUGUGCCCAGUGGCAGCCUCACCGACAUGCCAGCGCCUACAGAGUGGCCCUGGAGUCGGCGGUUGGCAGUCAGAAGCAGGAGACGAGACUGAGCGGGGGAGCGAGCAGGCACUGUUUCAACAACCUGAAGCCCAACAUGCAGUAUAAGAUCAGCAUCUACGCUCAGCUGCAGGACGGGACCGAAGGGCCUGCAGUCACCACCGCUGAGAAGACACUACCCGUCCCGACCCCGCCACCCACCAAGCCCCCGACCACCACGCCUCCACCCACAAUCCCUGCUGCCAAGGAAGUCUGUAAAGCUGCCAAAGCAGACUUGGUCUUCCUGGUUGACGGUUCCUGGAGUAUCGGAGAUGAAAACUUCCUGAAGAUCAUCCGUUUCCUGUAUAGCACCAGUGGAGCUCUGGACCGGAUCGGCCCGGAAGGCACACAGGUGGCUAUUGCCCAGUUCAGCGACGAUGCCCGGACAGAGUUUAAGCUGAACUCCUACAGUGACAAGGAGGGUCUGCUGGACGCCAUCAACAAGAUCUCCUACAAAGGAGGAAACACUAAGACAGGUCGAGCCAUCCAGCACGUGAAGAAAAACAUCUUCACAGAGGAGGCGGGAGCGAGGAGAGGAAUCCCCAAAGUCCUCGUGGUGCUCACUGACGGUCGAUCUCAGGAUGACGUCAACAAAGUCUCCAAAGAGAUGCAGAUGGAAGGUUACAUCGUGUUUGCCAUUGGUUUCGCUGAUGCUGACUACGGGGAGCUGGUGAGCAUCGCCAGUAAACCCAGUGACAGGCACGUCUUCUUUGUGGAUGACCUGGACGCCUUCAAGAAGAUUGAAGAGAAGCUGGUGACCUUUGUGUGCGAAGCUGCUACUGCCACGUGUCCGGCUGUACCGAUGAGUGGCAGCACGAUGCCAGGCUUUCGCAUGAUGGAGCUGUUCGGGCUCGUGGAGAAUCGGUACAGCAGCAUGUCUGGCGUUUCCAUGGUACCCGGCACCUUUAACACGUUCCCCUGUUUCCACCUGCACAGCGACGCGCUGCUGGCACAGCCAACCAGGUACAUCCAUCCUGAGGGGCUGCCUUCUGACUACACCAUCACCCUGCUGUUCAGGCUGCUGGCCGACACUCCCGAGGAGCCUUUUGCGCUCUGGGAGAUCCUCAACAAGAACAACGAACCUCUAGUGGGCGUCAUCCUGGACAAUGGAGGAAAAACUCUGACGUUUUUUAACAAUGACUUUAAAGGAGAGUUUCAGACGGUCACCUUCGAGGGGCCGGAAAUAAAGAAGCUCUUCUUUGGAAACUUCCACAAGCUUCACCUCGCCAUCAGUAAGACGAGCGCCAAAGUGUUCGUUGACUGCAAGAUGGUGUCUGAGAAGACCGUCAACGCAGCAGGAAACAUCAGCACUGAUGGGCUGGAGGUUCUCGGUAGGAUGGUCCGCUCCCGAGGGAACAAGGACAACUCUGCACCGUUUCAGCUCCAGAACUUUGAUAUCGUCUGCAGCACCUCGUGGGCCAACAGAGACAAGUGCUGUGAACUUCCCAGUCUGAGGAAGGAGGUAGACUGCCCGGCCUUGCCUAAAGCCUGCACCUGCACCCAGGACAGCAAAGGCCCCCCAGGCCCUGCUGGACCACCAGGAGGCCCAGGAAUCAGAGGAGCCAGAGGAGAACGUGGAGAGCCAGGCCCUGUGUUUCUCAGAGUAAACACAUCCAUCAUGCUGGUGUUCAUCCUCGUCUUAAAGAGACAGAGCCGAUUUAACUCACCCACAUCCCAACUAUUCACACUCAGAAACACGCAGAAUCAUUUCUGA